Molecule: messenger RNA, 5816 nt
Organism: Meira miltonrushii
Lineage: Eukaryota; Fungi; Basidiomycota; Exobasidiomycetes; Exobasidiales; Brachybasidiaceae
Exons: 1
Coding region: 284-5689 (1801 amino acids)
Biological process (GO): peptidyl-serine phosphorylation; intracellular signal transduction; protein autophosphorylation
Cellular component (GO): cytoplasm; nucleus
Molecular function (GO): ATP binding; calcium/calmodulin-dependent protein kinase activity; calmodulin binding
Source: RefSeq, a predicted model, not a curated record
UCGACAAUUUAGUGGAGAAAAGACUGUUCUGAAAGCAAUCAAAUUAAUUAUCCGGUAUUGAACAUUCACCCUACGGCUUCCGCGAGAAGCCGAGGCAUAAUUCACAAUCGAACCUUUGGAUGAGCCCCGAUUGCAUCAUUGAAACGCACGCAAAUCGACCUCACCUUUAUACCAUCACAGGCUCACUCUUCUUUGCGUUUCGGUUAUUUUCCGAACCAUGAUCAUCUGGUAAGGACAACUUCAUCUCCCCAUCUCGCAUCAGGCUGUAUAAUAAGCAGCUGUCAUGCAAGCUCCUCCACCGAGACAGCGAACGGCUGAGGAGGAAAGGGCAAGAGCAGCAGCAAAACAAGCAGAAAAAGAUCUAUGGGAACGAACUCGUGGAGCUGGAUCGGCCGUAUUCAAAUUAGCAGAUGCAGGAAGAAUUAAACCAGGAGGAAAUGCUUCAUCUUCUCCUCUCCCGCAAGAACGCGAAGAUGCUUCUACUUCAGGCAAGAUCACUCCUAGAAGCUCGUCUGUCUCAUCAAGGGCUAGAUCCAGUUCCAAGAAGCCAAGACCGGACUCAUGGACAGAAGAGGACAUCUUACCCGCAUUGGAAGAGGUUGAGUCAAAGUUGUACGAGCCAGUGGACGUACCCAGUGCUGAUAUGCUGCUAAGCAGAGGUAUUUGUGAUUACACUUUAUUGCCCAAAACAUUAGGAAGAGGAAAGUUUUCAACAGUCUUUGUCGCUUGCAAGAGUGGGGAAUUGACAGCUAUCAAACAUACCGCCCUUUUUCCGCAUCAUCAAUUGAUCGCUACACGACUACUACGAGAGCCCACCUUACUGGCUGAGCUACCCCCGCAUCCUAACCUAGUCACUGUCAAAGAGACUAUACGAACGCCAGGCCAUUUCUAUUUGGUGGAGGAAUAUUUGGAUGGAUACGUUACGUUGGAAGCCUUGCUACCAAUCCUUUGUCCUGUUCAACCACACAUCCUACCUCUUGCUGCUGCUGAACGAAUUCUAGCUCAACUUCUAUCAGCUGUUCAUGCGAUUCAUGUUCCGUUGCAAAUAUGUCAUCGAGAUAUCAAGCCAGAGAAUAUUCUUGUACAUCCGCAAACCUUACAACUCAAGCUUCUCGAUUUCGGGUUGGCAACGCAUUUCAGCAAGAGUGAAGCGAAAUUAAGCACAUGCUGUGGUAGUCCAGCAUUUCAUUGUCCAGAAAUUGUCAAAGCAUUAUCAAGUCCUCCCGGAUCGGUUAUGUAUAUGGGUCCUGAAGUGGACGCUUGGACAUGUGGUGUGACUAUGUUGCGUUGUUUGACAGGAGCAAGAUUCCCUCUCGGUGCUUCUCAUUCAAGUUUGCGAGGCAUGUCAAUUCGUGCUCAAAGAGCGGUUGCCAGUAUAGGAGAUGCAUCUAUGCGUGACAAAAUUGGGGCAUUGCUAGAUAUGGACGGCAAACGAAGAAUGGCACGUUUUGAGGAAAUGGUGAAAGAACAAGAGAAGUCGUUGGGACAGAUUGAUAGAACGGCAAAGAAAUUCAAAAGUACGACAUUUAUACCCUCUAAGCCAACUCAUUCUAUCCGAUUACCGUUGGUCGAAAGUGCAACAGAUACCCACGCAAAAGGAUCGCCAAGUGGUGCUGCAACUCCCGUUUCUGCUUCACGUCGAUCCACGCCGAGCAAUUCCAGAGCACCAUCGCCUUCUCGCUCUUUGCAUGGCGGUUUAACAAAUGGCAAUAGCGUCUUAUCCAGUACAACAUUAGUGGCCUUAAAUCCGACUAAUCAGCCACCUGAACGUGUGGUUUCGUUUAUCAAGUAUUGUUUGCGUUGUGCAGGUAUUUUGUAUCACACUUGGCCUGAUUAUUCUGGUAUGGCAAAAACACCCAAGUCCAGCUUCUUUGGUCCACAAACGCCUACAAUACCCACAACCUCUGUCAGUGCCGCUUUUGCAGAAGCAGUCGGAACGUCCUUGGAUGCCAUCACAACCCCUUCAACGCCUCUUUUCGCACAUACCUAUUCCAAUACGGACGAACGCAGUGAUGGUUAUGCACACGUUCAAGUAUUUCAAUGUGUGAUUGAGUUACCUGAUGAAAAGGAUGACAAAGACGGCAAAGGUGGAUCAGGUCAAUUAUCGCUCGUACAAAGUAUCAUGGCCGCUUUCGGAAGAAAGCCUAGUCAAUCUCCCGCUGCUCCUGUCAAUCGUGAAUAUGCCACAUAUGGCAAGACAAAUUCACCUGAUACACGACCACAAUAUAGAAGAAGCGCAUCUUCACCUGCGCAAUCUCGAGAACGAGCACAUGCACCCACAAUGCCAAGCAAAGAUGGUUCGAUGCGCUGUCUUGCGUUCCAUUUGAUCAUCAGGUUCCCUCGACAACCGCAAUCAAUGAUUCGUCAAGCAGUCUCACGAGCAUCUUCCUACUAUGGCAAUCUGCAAUCGCCGUAUACCAAUCAUUCAAAUUCGCAUGCAUCCAUAACAAGAUCGCGAGCAAACUCAUCGGCUGGUGCAAUGUCACACGAUGUCAGCGAAAAUGAAGGGCCUUCUGCCUCUGAAGAUCAAAGAGGACGCAGGCAUACCGGAUCAUCACGUUCUGGACAAUCUGAUGGUCGCAAACAUGUCACUGUGAUCGAAGAACCGAUAAAUGAAUCAAGUGACGUACUUCCAUCAGAUGGUCCAGGUUUGCCUGGAAACGGAGGCCACAGCUCAUCGACAAGCUCAGUUGAAUCAAGUGCGCCAUCGCAGCAACCGUUCCCAAGGAUGCCCAACAGAUCUCCUUCUACCUCUAGGCCUGCUUCACGCACACGUACAAGAAGCUCUCGUGGGAUUCAAAAGAGGGCAAAAGUAUACAUACAGGUCACAGAUGAAAGAGCUGUACCAAUCAUACGUGAAGCACUCAGUGUCGGUGGUACGCUUGAAAGUCAUGAAUUGGAUGAUAGAAAACAAUCACAAGGUCUACAUGUUAAUGUUGAAGGUCUGCAUGGCAAAGGAGGAGAUGGCAGUCAACAAAAUUCGAGGCGUGCAAGAAGAAGGACUCGCGAUUCUGCUUCUAUGCAGAUCAAAGCAUGGCCCACUUCGCCUUUAGACUCCGUCAGCGUUCCGCAAAGCCCUACACUUGUAGAAGGUCAGGUUGAGGAAAACGUGGAUACAAAGACAUCGACGGUGAACGUACCAGCCAGUGGUGAAGAAGCGGAAGAAAAGCCACGGGGACGAACUUUGGUCACGAAUAGAGCGAGAUAUUCAAGCGAAGAUACGGUUGUUGAAGGCGCUCAUGGGACAGAGAUUCGUGCUCCCUCAAACCUUUCUACUGUUGCAUUAAAAGAAGAAUCGCCUCAUAAUGACAAUCUCAAACAAUUGAUUGAUUCAUUGCAAAGAACAUUGCAUGAUAUUAUUCAUUUGAGUAAAGCUUCUCAACGCUCCAGUGCUGCAAGUUCACCUCUUUCACGCUCCGGAAUUUCCUCACCACAGAUGGAGAAAAGGUUCAGUGAUAUUCAGACCACUUAUGAUGGAAGGCAUGAGGGGCUGUUGGCACAAACGCGAACGCUUCUUUUGGACAUUUCAAACUCUUUGCAAUGUGCAUCAAGAAAAGGUAAACAUGUCGUUGAAGAGCUCGUCACGCCUCUUUCGUUUGAAAUCUUUAAUGCUUUAAGUCCAGCUUUGGGUUUGAUCCCAAUCGAGACAGUUGGAUUGCCGGCACCUUUUACUGCUUCAGAAGAAGCAGAAGAAUCAAUCACACUCCGUGGAUUGGCAAUGGCUACAUUCGACUUGUUUGCUCAACAUUGUAGCCCAAGAGAGAUUUAUAUGGCCGUACAAGAAAGGAUGGAAGUUUUGGGUGAAAGACCGCUUCAAGGUAAACAGUCACAAAUGGAGACAUCACCUGACAAGAAUAGCGAUUCGGCUGAAUCACCUUCAGAGCAAAGUCAAACAAAAGAUCUUCGGAUAGCUUUACCUCAGAUGACCAGUAUAAGUGGCAGUAGUAAACAACAGGUUGCGCUCUGGUCGGCCGCAUUGGAGCUUGCCGGGCUCUUGCAUGUGAUCGCAAAGGUGAUGCCACGAAUCAAGACGAAAAAACCGAUUCAAUUUAUUCAGCCACUCGUUCAACUUGUCCCACGAUGUGUGAAAGGAGCUCUCCAAGUUGACCUGCCACAAUCUGUGGGUAUCACUGGUGCAAGUCCAUCUCCUUAUCCACCCGUGUCUUCAAGUGAUGAUCUUCUCUCCUUGAGGUCAGAUCGCAAAAGCUCUACAUCUGAGUUGUCGAUUGGGCAAGCAGAGAGAGCGGCAUGCGAAAUCGUAAUCAGUCUCGUUGCUCUUUUGCGCGAUACUACAAAUUGGGCAAAAGGGAUGGAAGGCGAAAUGCAAGAUAAAGUACUCGAAUUGUCAUCAGCUUUACUCUUGACGUCAAUGAUUGUGCUUCUGCCACAAAUGCCGCAAUCUCACAACGAGAUCCAUCUCUCCGAUCAUUACUUUUACCAAUGGUUCCCUAGAUAUAAGAUCGAACCAUCGAGCAAAGAAUCGCCGCCAAAACGCAUAAGGCCCACUAUUGAAGCAUUGUCUUCGCAAGCAUGGAAACAGUUGGAUGGAUUGGUAAGAGACCUUAAGAUCGAUAAUGAAUCUUUAGCAUUCGAUCGCCAAAAACGUCAAGUUGAUACGAACCCGUCAGAGACUGCUACCUCAAAUGAAGACAGUGAAUUGAUAGGUGCAAACAGCUCGGUCUCCGCUGCAGCAAAGACGAUGGGAGCUUUCAUAUUGCAUGUCAAUCUCCUUGCCCGCGCCCCUGACAUCAGCAAUGAAGGCAAUGAUCCGAUCAAAUGGACUGCAAAAGAAGGACUGAAGAGCUUGCAAAGAUCCAUGGGCAUGCUGGUCGCAUGCCUGGGCUCGAAUAUACCCGCUACCACUAGUCAAGAUGGCUCGCAAUCUCUCGGUGGUACUGUCCAUCUUCCUGACAUUGCGCUUACGUGGGCGAUCUGGUGUAUUCGAGCGAUGAGUCAAGGAUCAGAAGGCACACAAGAGGGGUUAUUAUCUUCUGAAGAGGCAAUCAUCUUCGUUCAAGUCCUUUCAUCUCAUUCAGCUUUAUCACCUAGACCAAUGGCCCGUCACAUCAGUCUUCGAAUCGUUCAAACGGUCUUGCAAAGCUUGGUUGAGCCUGAAAUUGGACGUGAGCUACUUCGUGAUCUCAUGUGCGAAUCGCCUUAUCCUCAAUUGAGUGCAGCUGCAAUUGGUCUUGCACGUCAAUUGAUCUCUUCUGAUCUCGAUCGCAUCAAAAAUAGCGAUGGCAAUACAGGUCAACCAAUUAUCUUUGCGCAGAAAAGCUUCAUUCAUUCAUUCGCCACUAAAGUCUUCUCUCUAAGCGACGGAGCUGAAGUACUUCCGAAUGUGGAAGAAGCAGGCGAACCAAGGCCGAAAGGUGUGGUGAUCGGACUCAUCAAAUCCUACUUGGACGAUCAUGCACCUAAGAUUAGUGAGACAACAUCUUUUAUCUAUCUAGUGCUGACAAAGGACCACAAUAAUCUCACCGGAAUACGUGAUGCAGAUAUUGUGAGUAAGAUCAAGGAUAGCUUCUUGCAUCCUUUGCACGAAUGGCUCGAGAAGGCAAUACCUUUUGUUCAAGCAGACGAUACACAUAAAGAGUCUGCAGAGAGCAACACUGAUGUUCAGAUGGGACUGUCAAUCUUGAACAUGUCCGUGGAACAAGCUAUGGAAGCCGUUUCCUCCAUACCAUAAUGGUCGCUUAUGUACUAUUUUCUUUUCUUGAUUCUUUAACGCUUUUAUUUUACAUUGUAUCAAUCAUCAGCAUCUAUCGCAUCAAUUCUCUCUCAAUCGUAUCUUUUCAACCUCAUUAAUAUCGUUU